Molecule: messenger RNA, 1505 nt
Organism: Plodia interpunctella (Indianmeal moth)
Lineage: Eukaryota; Metazoa; Arthropoda; Insecta; Lepidoptera; Pyralidae
Product: alpha-N-acetylgalactosaminidase-like
Exons: 10
Coding region: 146-1441 (431 amino acids)
Biological process (GO): glycoside catabolic process; oligosaccharide metabolic process
Cellular component (GO): cytoplasm
Molecular function (GO): alpha-galactosidase activity
Source: RefSeq, a predicted model, not a curated record
CAUGAGAGACAGUAAUGCAGACGAUUGUGUUACGCCAAGUCGGACGCUUCGUGCUUCAUGUUUGGUGCCGUUUAUUUUUGAAUUUAGAAAACUAUUGUUUUAAUUUACUGAUGUUUUGUAUUUGUGGUGAUUUUGUAACUGGACAAUGAUGGUGCCUAUUUUGCUGGUUGGUGCGAUCUUGUCAUGCGCGGCGGCAUUGGACAACGGCCUCGCCCUGACGCCUCCUAUGGGCUGGCUGUCCUGGGAGAGGUUCCGGUGCAUUACGGACUGUAAAAAGUACCCUAACGAAUGUAUUAGCGAGAACCUAAUUAAACGGACAGCAGAUCUGAUGAUAAGUGAGGGUUACCUGGCCGCGGGAUACAACUACGUCGGGAUAGACGACUGCUGGCUGGAGAAGAAGCGAAGUGAAGAAGGGCGGAUGGUUCCUGAUAGAGAACGUUUUCCCAGUGGAAUGAAGGCGUUAGCUGACUAUAUCCAUAGCAAGGGGCUAAAGUUCGGCAUGUACGAAGACUACGGGAACAUGACGUGCGGGGGCUACCCAGGGGUGCUAGGCAGCGAGGAGCUGGACAUCGCGACGUUUGUGGAGUGGGAGAUUGACUACCUCAAGCUGGACGGCUGCUACAUCAAGCCGGAGGCCAUGGAUGAGGGUUAUCCGAAUUUUGGCAGACUGUUGAAUCAAACUGGACGUCCUAUAAUGUAUUCCUGUAGUUGGCCAGCCUAUCAGGAGCCAGAACGCAUAUUGCCAAACUACGCAUCGAUAGCAGAGCACUGCAACUUGUGGCGCAACUGGGACGACAUCGAGGACUCCUGGUCCUCUAUGGCCAAGAUCAUGGACUGGUUCGGCGACAACCAGGACCGGCUGGCCAAGUUCGCAGGCCCAGGGCACUGGAAUGACCCAGAUAUGUUGCUAAUAGGAAACUUCGGUCUGUCCAUCGACCAAGCCCGCGUGCAAAUGGCGGUGUGGUCCAUUUUGGCUGCUCCCCUGCUCAUGAGCGUGGACUUGGCGACCAUCAGACCUGAGUUCAAGGAGAUUCUGCUUAACAAGGAUAUUAUUGACGUGGACCAGGAUAAGAUGGGCAAACAGGGAAUUAGGGUGUGGAAAAAUAAGGAAAAUAAACUUAGAAAAAACCUGGAGAUCUGGAAACGAGAGUUACACGACGGUUCUUACGCCAUGGCCUUUGUCAGCCAAAGAGAUGACGGCAUACCUUACCCCGCAAACUUCACCUUUGAAGAAAUGAGUCUGAAGGAACAAAGUUACGAUAUCAAGGAUCUGUACAAAGAUGAAGCAGACCGAAUCCUGAGACCUGAUGAAGUAUUUGAAGUCAGAAUAAAUCCUUUAGGGGUAAAGUUUUACAAAUUUAUACCGAGAAAGAGUGAGAACAACGCACAAGAGACCGAAGAUAUAUAUAAGAACAGAGUCAUAAAAGAUAAUAAAAGCUAACUUAAAUAAGAAUUAAUUGUACCUACUAUCCAUACUAAUCGAAAAAAGUAAUAUUAUGUUUUUU